Penicillium salamii is the source of this 456-nucleotide messenger RNA. The record is from the annotation of a GenBank genome assembly. Lineage: Eukaryota; Fungi; Ascomycota; Eurotiomycetes; Eurotiales; Aspergillaceae.
AUGCCUAUCCCGAUUCCUAUCCAAUUCCUAUACGGGCCGGCAGAAAUUGCUUUGAAGGAACUACUCAUUUUGCGAAUCGAUUUCCUCCCAUUCUGGAAAUGGAACCCAUCGCAACGCCUAAGCCAGGAUGCUAGAAAAUUGCUAGACAUUUGUCAGGCUCUCAAAAACAGUAGAUUCAGGCAAUCGUCACUGGAUGAUGUGAAACUUCCCUUUGAUAACGACUUUUGCGCCUUGAUGGGGAAAGCGUUGCGCGAUCUCAGUUAUGGUACUGUUCUAAUGCUAGCGCUGAUAACCUGGCAUUUUGAUGCUUCAUCUUCUCAAGCGUCGCAGGGCUUGAUGACUUUCUUAAGACAGCCUCACGAUAAUGAAGUGAGAAGAAUAAUUGGAGGCCGCUACCAAAGCAUUAUGUGUGACACGGCCACUCCGAACUUUGACUUUUUGCUUGCCCUGAACUGA